Molecule: messenger RNA, 2368 nt
Organism: Acomys russatus (golden spiny mouse)
Lineage: Eukaryota; Metazoa; Chordata; Mammalia; Rodentia; Muridae
Gene: Dmrt2
Product: doublesex and mab-3 related transcription factor 2
Exons: 4
Coding region: 407-2110 (567 amino acids)
Biological process (GO): sex differentiation; regulation of transcription by RNA polymerase II
Cellular component (GO): nucleus
Molecular function (GO): DNA-binding transcription factor activity, RNA polymerase II-specific; RNA polymerase II cis-regulatory region sequence-specific DNA binding
Source: RefSeq, a predicted model, not a curated record
AGGGGAGCGGAGGCCCGGGACUACGGUGAGUGACGCUGCUCGGAAGGCGAGCUGAAGGCUCCUGAGGCGGAGUCCUAGGUGCAAGCCCGACCUUUCCUGUCCAGUUUGGGCCAGUGGUGGAAAAGCGACGUGAAGCGACCCAGGCUGCAGAGAGGACCGAACAGAACUUUGUAGAAUUUGGGAUGUACCGGGUGAGGUUGCUGAGGACUUGACUCGCCUCCUGCCUCUGUCCCACGGCACCAUCCAGUGGGCUCCGGCCUCCUUCUGUCAGACCCAUUUCAAGUUGUUCCCGCGGCUAGCAGCUCCAGGGACAGAUCCUAAAGCUGGAAAUCUUUUAACUUGGGUUGCUAGCCGGAGCCUCUGAGUCUUGCGUGCGGGCAACCUAGCCGAACCAGAGCCUAGUGCCAUGACGGAAGGGCAGGCAGUCCCGGGAGUUGGGGACUGGGAGAUCGACGUGGAGAGCCUGGAGCUGGAGGAAGAUGCCUGUGGGACUCCGCUGCGGGCCACGCCGCAGGGACCCAGUCCGUUGGCGGCGGAUGGGGACGGCGAGGAAGACGAGGACGAAGAUGAGGAGGACGAAGACGCGGAGGACGAGGGUGAUGGCGAGGACUCUGGCGUGUCCCCGGAGGUGGCCGGCGGGCCAGAGCAGCCCGGUGGACUGGCACCCAGGCCACCGCCCGCGGCUCAGGCGCUGCCAGCCGCCGCUGUAGCCCCGGAGCGCGGUGCCACCGCGAGUGGCGGUGGCGCAGAGCCGCGCAAACUGAGCCGCACGCCCAAGUGCGCGCGCUGCCGUAACCACGGCGUAGUGUCCUGUCUUAAGGGCCACAAGCGCUUCUGUCGCUGGCGGGACUGCCAGUGCGCUAACUGCCUGCUAGUGGUAGAGCGCCAGCGUGUCAUGGCCGCCCAGGUGGCGCUCCGGAGGCAGCAGGCCACCGAGGACAAGAAGGGGCUUUCUUCGGGGAAACAGAAUAAUUUCGAGCGGAAAGCAGUAUACCAAAGGCAAGUCAGGACGCCGAGUUUGUUGGCCAAAAGCAUUUUAGAAGGCUAUCGCCCAAUAACAGCGGAGACUUACCUAGGAGGGACCCUUCCUCUACCUCCACCUGUUAGUGACAGGAUGAGGAAGAGAAGAGCCUUUGCUGAUAAAGAAUUGGAGAACAUUAUGCUGGAGAGAGAAUAUAAAGAGAGGGAGAUGUUGGAAACCUCUCAAGCUGCUGCCUUGUUCCUGCCCAACCGUAUAGUGCCUGGACCUGAAUACAGUUCCUAUAAAAGUGCCUACAGCCCCACAGCAGGGGAGCCGCCAAGCAAGGACUUCUGUAAUUUUUUACCAACCUGCCUUGAUCUCACUAUGCAGUAUUCAGGGUCUGGGAAUAUGGAACUGAUUUCUUCUAAUGUCAGUGUGGCCACAACUUACAGACAAUAUCCCCUGUCCUCGCGGUUUUUAGUUUGGCCAAAGUGUGGUCCCGUUAGUGACACCCUUCUCUAUCAGCAAUACUUGUUAAAUACUACCACUUCUGUUCAGGCCCUGAAGCCUGGGGCUGGCUGGGACUUGAAAGGAACUGGAGUUCAGGACGGGCUUAGUGCAGAACACGACAUGAUGCCACCCAAACUGGAAGGCUCCCUGGUGCCGCCACUGCCGCCUCCUCUACCCAAGGUCUCAACCUCAAGAACUGACCUUCAGGCUCACCAGGCUGUCCCAGAGAGGUCUGCGUUUUCCCCACCUGGGCAGAAUUUCUCUCCCAUUGUUGAUAUGGACUGCCUGGCAGCUCAAGGGCAUGUCUUAACCAAGAUCAGUAAAGAAAACAGCAGGCAUCCUCUGCCACUUAAACAUAAUCCACUCCACUCAGUAUUCCAGCAGACGCUCAGCGACAAGCCAGGCCCUGAGUUGAAAACAUCAUCUGUCAAAGGAGCCUUUGAAGAGACCCCAAAGAAACACAGAGAGUGUUUGGUCAAGGAGAACCAGAAGUACACAUUUACAAUAGACAGAUGCGCAAAAGACCUCUUCGUAGCCAAACAAGUUGGGACGAAACUCUCAGCAAAUGAGCCGCUGUCAUUUUCUGUUGAAUCUAUUCUUAAGAGGCCAUCAUCUGCCAUCACUCAUGUCUCCCAGUGAAGGGCUGCUUAGAGGAAGACUGGAGGGUUCUUUGCAGAUGCCUUUUCUGUCUUUAAAGUUAAGAUGCUCGUAUGGAGAGAUUUCUAAUGUAAAUGGUGAUUCCUAAAAUCUUACGUAUCUCCUCUGCAUAUAUCUUUUCUUAUCACAUGAGUAUAUUUAAAAGAUGGAAACUGCUUACUAUGCAAAUUGUAAGGUUCUAUGCUUUACACAGCACUCCAAAAAGCAAUAAAAAUGACACUGUCUUCCGAAGACCCAGUA